GUGCUGCCGCUUCCUAUUCCUGGCGCUCCUGGGUUUCUGAGGUGCCGUGCAGAGUGGCUGGACCAUGGCACGGUCCCCGAGACUGGCCUGGAUGCUGCAAUCGCUGAGGGCUGGGCAGUGCUGGUCGUGCACUCCCUGAACCACAAAUAUGCUGGUCGCGCUAAUGGCAGCCCGGUCCCCACAGGACCUCUUACGGCCGCACAGGAGAGCUCGAUGCGCGUCAUUCGCAAGGCUGCCAAGUACUUCGCAUCAGACUCCACGAAGCACUUCCAGGUCCCUGACUGGCAUGAGGUCGUUGCUGCACGUGAUGUCACGUAUGGAGGCGAGGAGGUAUCGCGGGCCCUGCCGCUCACGCUGGGAGGUGUCAUGCCAGGCCUCCCGCCGAGAGGCGUUGCUGCCUCGGUGCGUGCGCUGGACAUCGCCGAUGAACGUGUGGCUGGGUGGCUGGCUGAUCCCACGUUGGCACUGCUGCCCAGUGCCGAGUGGCCGGAAGAGGCGCCGCGGGCGGCUAUCCAGGCUAGCUCGCAGGCGGAGUGGCAUGGCAUUGGCGCCAAGCUGGUGGAGUUAGGCCUCGCGGUGCCCAUCGCCGAUGACCGGAUCUUCAAGGUGGGCAACAGGAAGGUGCUAGCAGGUGCUUUCGGGGUCGCCAAGGGAGGAACUCCCACUCCUGGUCAUGAUGUGGUGCAGCGUCUCAUCAUCAACAUGGUCCCCGCGAACAGCUACCAGCGGACGAUGCGGGAUGACAUUGGGGCCCUCAGUGCCUCGCCGUCGUGGGUCUCGAUUCCACUUCCUGAGGGGCAUGUGCUGCUGUGGUCAUCCGACGAUCAAGCGCCAGCAUUCUACUGCUACGAGUUGCCCGAGGCUUGGCAGCCCUACAUGACCUUAGCUGAGGCGAUCCCCAACGAGCUCAUCGGACCACUUGCUGCAGGAUUCCCGCCCCGAGCUGAGUGGAGGAAGGACCGCCCGUUGCCCCUGGGAGCGAACGAGCUGGAGCAAGCCUGGGUGCAGUAUUACAUCGACGACUGGGACCGCGGGGAGAUCGUCCAGAGUAGCCGCCUGGAUGAGCUGGCCGGCGCGCUUAGCGAUGCCAAGCACCGCGAGCUCGUCCUAGAGCGCAUGGGUGCUGGGCUAGACGGCGUGGUCGGCCGAGUUGGAGUCACAGUCGAGAAGCAGCUCUUGCUCUUAGCGCUCGUGAUGUGGGUGAUGGGCCAGCCUCAGGUCACGGUCAAGGCGAUGCUCUUCCGCCGGCCGUUCAUGGGGUUCCUGAACGAGUGCUGGGCUGCUGGGCAGUGGCGGUAUCCGCAAGCUGUGCCCUCAGUCAUGUGCGGCGAGCUCUUAGUCUUCUGCAUGGCCUUCCCGCUGGCUUUCACCGGCUUGCGGGCCAAGAUCGACGCGGGGGUGAUCGCGACGGAUGCGAGCGAGCAGGCGGGCGGCAUCUGCUAUUCCGCUGGCCUCGCUGCUCGGGGCGCGCUGGCAGCCACGGGCGAAGGGGGGCUGUGCGAGUAA
Prorocentrum cordatum is the source of this 1506-nucleotide messenger RNA. The record is from the annotation of a GenBank genome assembly. Lineage: Eukaryota; Dinophyceae; Prorocentrales; Prorocentraceae.